This is a messenger RNA of Podarcis lilfordi (Lilford's wall lizard), 1558 nucleotides long. The record is from the annotation of a GenBank genome assembly. NCBI's taxonomy places the organism in Eukaryota, Metazoa, Chordata, Lepidosauria, Squamata, Lacertidae.
AUGAAGGGAAUGCUGGGAGGAUCAGUCUUGUUUCCUGCCAAUGUAUCUCAAGGAAUAACAGUGCAGAAAAUGGAAUGGGACUUUUACCCCCAAAGCGGUGGCCUGGGCUUUUGGCUGGGGGAAUUCAGUCAUGGGAAACUGGAGCACCAAAGUCCCACUGACCAGUUUCAACAACGGCUAGACAUGGUGGAUGAGACAACACUGAGGAUCAAAGACCUGGAGUUGGAUGACAGUGGGAUCUACAGUGCUCGCAUCUGGCUUACUAAGACACUGUUUAAAGAACAGCGUUUCAGCCUCACCGUUUAUGGUAAGUUAUUGUUUUCACUCUUUGACUCAUGGAAUAGGAUGAAUAGGACCCAAACCUUAUGCUGUUUUCAUUUGUGUUCCACAGAGCCAGUGCCAACACCACAGAUAGACCACCAAUUGGAAUCCAAGACUCCAGGUGGAUGUAAUGUGACCUUGCGAUGCCUCACACCUAGAAGGGAAGAGCUCAAGGUCUCCUGGGAAACAGGGGGUCCACACAAGGCCUUAGGAAAGAGUGUGAAUCAGUACCAGGUUUCUGACAUUGGCCAGGAGCUCCGUGUCUCCUUCUGGAACAGUUCUUUCAACUCCAAAUUCACCUGCCUGGUCAGCAAUCCUGUUGAUCGAAAGAGAGCCUCGUUUGACUUGCUCAACAUCUGCCAGAGUGAUGAAGGUGAGCAAUAUAUCCUUUCCUUCAUUAUGCAAAGGAGGUCCUUGUGGUUGCGAAAAGGCAGGCUAGCCCUUAACAUGAGGGAUUAGCAACACUUGCUUAUCUAUUGUUAUUUAUUCUACUGCUCUCAGCUGAGUGUGAGCAUGAGAAUCUGAAUCGCGGGGUCAUGAGUUUAAGCCCUGCAUUGAACAAAAGAUUCCUGCAAUGCAGGGGGUUGGACUAGAUUACUCUACUUGUCCCUUCCAACUCUACAAUUCUAUGAUUCCGUGAGAGUCACUCUGACGAUUGUUAUUAGAGUAUGUUUUGAGAGACUCUUAUUGUUCUUUGUGUGGGAUAUAAAGCUGUCAGUCAAGGCCAAUAUUCCGAGAGGACCUGCCCUGUUAUAGUGAGCAGAAUUGAACCCUCCCCUCUCCAGCUAGUGAAUGGAGGAUUCAGGCCUCUGGCCGCAGGGCUCUGCUUCCCACAUCCUUCCCCCAGUGAACCCAACAGGAUUGCGCUCUCCACUUACCAGCUGUUCUGGACUCUUCCCAAAAUACUAAUUUUAUCAUUGAUAAUAACUGAGUGCUGGAGAAUGGAAAUGACAUACUUUGGUCAAUUCAAAAUGGGCAAUCCCACCUGCUCUCUUAUGGUCAUAGUUAUGGCAAGUUCUCCAGUGGAACUAGAAAGCUAGUCCUAAAGGCUGGGACUGAGGUGUAGGGAAGAUGCCUGCUUUUAGGCAAAUUGGUAUCCUUUCUUGGACAACACUGGACUUGGACAGGACUUUAAUUUUCUCCAGGUUUCAGUUGGGCCCAAAUGCCCAGAAAUUCUUUUAAGAGUUGCAUCUCCAGAGUCCCUCCUGUCAUAUUUUUCUCUUCCCUUCCAGGUUGA